UACCGACUUCGCGUGUCUGCAUUUUGCAACUCUCGUGGCUUUUGUCUCUAGGCAAUGGGAACUGACAAUCAAUAGCCUUCAAACAAUUCACUCAGCAAAGUGUAGCUAACCAGCCUGCCCGGUUGUUGGACUGGCAGCUGUCUAGCAGUCCAGAACGCUGCUAGAGAGUACAAACAAGACAACAUGGUUAAUCAAACGAAUGGACAACUUACAACCGAAAUAUGUUUACACUGACAAACUAGCAAAGACAAAGCUCUUUAUCUAAAAAUGGCAGCCACUGCACUUCUGCUCGUCUAUAUGGAGGCGGCAUUUCCCACCUGCUGGGCGAGAAACAGAAGCACUCAGCCUUUUCGAUAUCCUCCAGUUCCAACUUCCACUCCAACUUGAGCAGCUCAAAAGUGCAUCAUCACCACAGCACCUCAUCCGACAACAUGACUCCCGGGUUUCUGGACCCUUUGGCCGUAUUCCGCGACGAUCCACAAUCCCAGCAAUACAUCAGGUCCGUCAGGAAUUCGGUCGGUGCAGGGUACCUGCUCGUAGGGGAGCCGGCGACGACCGUCAUUGAAACCACGUUUGACCUCUCCUUGAAAAUCACAUACAAAUUGGGACACAGGCCGGGGUCCAACACGACACCAUCGGAUAUAGAAUCGGUGGAAAUGAUCCAGGCAUCUGGCGGAAGGACCUCGGGACAGCCGCUUCGGCAUUAUCGCAUUUUCUCGGAUUACCGGGCACUUUUCAUUUGGCGGCGUGCAAAUGACAUCGGAUCUGGCGAAGACAGCAAUCUCAAGCCGGAGCAGUUUCUCUCCAGGUACCCUCCCGCCGUACACGACCUCUAUGAUACGUGGGUGAGGACGUUCCUGCACUAUUUCACGGAGCGAUUCAACGAGAUGCACGAAUACCCAGCCAGCGUGUUUCCAACCGUGUUGGAGGAAAUAGCAUGGUGUGUGGCUGGGUAUCUGCUCGCCUGGCGUAUUGCGAUGGGUGAUGGAGUGGGGGGUGUCGAAUUCUCAGCAGGCGAUUCGACAUACUUGCUGGCGCCUGGGAGGGAGAAGAGGGCUACUCUCGAGUUCUUGACCGAUCAAGCUAGGCUAUUGUCGAGGGGGGAGUUUUCGGGAUGAGGCAGACUGUCUUAAUUGGAGAUGAUGCUUUUCUUUUCCUGUUGUCAUUGAUACUGUAGACAGAUGAGUGGUUAGUG
This is a messenger RNA of Aspergillus steynii IBT 23096, 1195 nucleotides long. RefSeq lists its product as uncharacterized. The transcript has a single exon. Bases 432 to 1118 code for a protein of 228 amino acids. NCBI's taxonomy places the organism in Eukaryota, Fungi, Ascomycota, Eurotiomycetes, Eurotiales, Aspergillaceae. The record is from RefSeq and is a predicted model, not a curated record.